Molecule: messenger RNA, 1907 nt
Organism: Quercus lobata
Lineage: Eukaryota; Viridiplantae; Streptophyta; Magnoliopsida; Fagales; Fagaceae
Product: F-box/kelch-repeat protein At3g23880-like
Exons: 2
Coding region: 72-1388 (438 amino acids)
Molecular function (GO): protein binding
Source: RefSeq, a predicted model, not a curated record
CCAAUCUAGCAUUAUAUUCGUAUCUUGUUACUCUCCGGCCCUAAACUCUCUCUUCCCUUCCGUUGAAAGAAAUGCGGGAAACGGGAGAACAUCGUUCACUACCACCGUUUCUCCGACGGAGGAACACCGAUGUCCCAAUCGACAUCGCAUUCAACAUCCUCACAAGGCUGCCGGUCAAACCACUAAUGAGAUUCAGGUGCGUUUGCAAAUCCUGGGACUCCUCAAUCACCAACCCCAAUUUCAUCUCUACCCACCUUAACAACAACAAAAUCAUCAUCAACAACAACAACAACAACAACAACAUGAACAAAGACGAUGAUGAUGAUCGUGGUUAUCUCUUACACAUGCCCAAUGUAAUUACAAGGACCAUGUAUUCGUCUUCUAGUUCUAGCAACCCAGUCUGUACUGUUGUUUGUGACCGCACUUUCAAUAGGAUUUCUGAGCACCCAAUUCCCUCUGAUCUUCUGAUCAACUUCGCCGAAAUAGUCGGUUCGUUUAAUGGUCUAUUGUGUCUCGCUGAGUAUGGAAAUGGUGCUACUUAUGAGGAAGUUAUAUACUUGUGGAACCCCAGUAUUCGAAAAUUCAAGAGGUUGCCUCGGACUUGGUUUAGCCAAUAUGAUUGGGAUGCUACUGGUUUUGCUUAUCAUUCGGAGAGAGAUGACUACAUGGUUGUAAAGAUUUAUUCUCCAUCGUCGAACAGAAUUAAAAGGCCUGAGGUUGAGGCUGAGGUUUAUAGUUUGAGCUCGGAUUCGUGGACGAGGGUUGGCAUUUCAUUGAGGCCCAAUGUUGUGGUCUCCAAGGUCAAGGAUUAUUCGUCGGCCUCGUUUGUUAAUGGGGCUUUGCAUUGGUUGGUGUCUGUUAGUGAAGGUGAAGUGGAAUUUCAAAAUAGGAAAACGAUUUUGUCAUUUGAUGUGGAUGAUGAUAAAUUCGGUGAGAUUGCACUCCCUGGUGGACAUGGACUGAAAACGCUACAUUCGGAGCGCUACAAAGAAAAUCUAGCGGUGUUUAAGGGGAAACUGGCCUUCAUUACAUUUGAAGAUCGUGAAUUUGUUUACUUCAGAGAUAGUAUCGGGUCUUGCCAAUGCGUCAUUUGGGUGAUGGAGGAAUAUGGUGUAUGUGAAUCUUGGAAUAAACAUUUUUCUGUGCGGUUGGGAGAAGUUGAAAGUUUCUUUGGUUGCACCAGGUUUGGUGAACUUCUAGUUCAAAAGGCUUUCGAGUUCAAAUAUGGUGCUAGUGACGUACUGAGGUUGAAUAAUUGUGUGAUUGUUUCACUUGACCCCGAAACUUUACAUGAGAAGGAUCUUGGUGUUCAACAUCUUCCAAAUAUAGCUACUACUUUUGAGGAAAGCCUUGUUAUACUUGAUCGAGCAGACGGGCGGUCUGGAUAGGAAGUGAAAUCAUUAGCUUUCAUAGAAUUUUGUUAUGCAAUCUCUAAUAAUAAUGAGAUCAUUAUCAUGUUUUUACUUUUAGUUAUGUGGUAGGCAUGAAAGUAUUGGUAUGACACCGUGGGUUGGAUUUUAUAGAUGAAGGGUAAUAUCCCUUACUGCUUGUGGCAUGGGGUAUCAAAUACAGGAGAUUUGCUUGGAGUUUGAAUGCUGUUUUGUGCAGAUUUGAUUGGGGUUCAGCAGUUUACCAUCUUUUAUUGCAGAGAAAUAGAACAUUUAUGGAGGUCUGAUCAGCUCUGAAGAAGAGAGAUGGAACAUAUAUGGAGGUAUGAUUAGCUCUGACGAAGGUAUUGUGCAGUCUAUCAAAUGGGAAGUCAAGAUUCAAGACCUGUGCGGUUGCUAGGAGGUUUAAAAACUUUUUUUUUAAUAGAGCUUUAUGUUGUGUUUUCUUGAUAAUGUUUUUGGAUUACAGGUUCUUAAUUCUUAGUUCUGUUUGAACUCCCUUACUCUGUGUUUGUUUAU